This is a messenger RNA of Cygnus olor (mute swan), 7726 nucleotides long. RefSeq names its product cyclic nucleotide gated channel subunit beta 3 (gene CNGB3). The transcript is spliced from 16 exons. The record is from RefSeq and is a predicted model, not a curated record. NCBI's taxonomy places the organism in Eukaryota, Metazoa, Chordata, Aves, Anseriformes, Anatidae. Gene Ontology annotation, molecular function: intracellularly cAMP-activated cation channel activity; cGMP binding; intracellularly cGMP-activated cation channel activity. Gene Ontology annotation, biological process: monoatomic cation transmembrane transport. Bases 1 to 2166 code for a protein of 721 amino acids. Gene Ontology annotation, cellular component: photoreceptor outer segment; intracellular cyclic nucleotide activated cation channel complex; plasma membrane.
AUGCGGGAAAGGGCCACAGUCUAUAAGGAAAAGCUGAAAGACCCUGUGCUGUCCUCCCCUGAAGGCAGUCCUACAGCUUCAUUGGUUGUGGGCACUGUCCAAGGAAAUGCAAUAACAUAUAUUGCACUCUUUAACAUGAAGUGCCCUGUUUGUGAUAGCAGACAUGCACGAUUAUAUCAGUGGUUAUUUUAUUCAAAUCUGGUUUCUAAUACACUCAAUAUUGUCACUUGUUGUGAUAUUCUAUUUUCACUAGCACCAUCAAAAACGAAGCCUCCACCCCCACCAAAAGAUGAAAAAAAGGAAGAAAAGAAAGAGGAAGCAGAAGCAAAGCCAGAGGAGGAUCACUACUGUGAUAUGCUCUGCUGUAAAUUCAAAAAAACACCGCUGAAAAAGUACAUGACCUAUCUACAACUACCAGACAGCAUAGACUCAUACACAGAUCGACGUUAUGUAGCAUGGCUCAUGCUUGUGACAGUUGCCUAUAACUGGAAUUGCUGGUUUAUCCCCCUUCGCUUUGUGUUUCCAUAUCAAACCUCAAGUAAUACAAUAUAUUGGGUUGCCAUAGACAUCAUCUGUGAUAUCUGCUACCUGUGUGACCUGCUGGUUUUCCAGCCCCGAGUGCAAUUUUUAAAAGGUGGAGAUAUAAUAGUAAACAAAGUGGAAAUGAAGAAAUUCUACCACAGCUCUAUGAAGUUUCGGCUCGAUGUGAUAUCAGUAUUGCCAUUUGAAGUUUUAUCUAUCUUCUUUGGAUUUAACCCAGCAUUUAGAGCAAAUAGAAUGCUAAAGCAUAACACAUUCUUUGAGUUUAAUGAUCGUUUGGAAGCUAUUCUGGACAAAGCAUACAUCUACAGGGUCAUUCGAACAACUGGAUACUUACUGUUUAUCUUGCACAUUAAUGCAUGCUUGUAUUAUUGGGCUUCAGACUAUGAAGGACUUGGCAGCACUAGAUGGGUGUACGAUGGCCAAGGAAACAUGUACCUGAGGUGUUACUACUGGGCAGUUCGUACAUUAAUCACCAUUGGAGGCCUUCCAGAACCACAAACCCUGUUUGAGAUAGUUUUUCAACUGCUGAAUUUUUUCUUGGGUGUCUUUGUCUUCUCCAGCUUAAUUGGUCAGAUGAGAGAUGUAAUCGGAGCAGCUACAGCAGGACAGAACUACUACCGAUCCUGUAUGGACAACACUGUCUCCUAUAUGAACACUUACUCCAUUCCAAAAGUGGUUCAAAAUCGUGUUCGAACCUGGUAUGAAUACACAUGGGACUCUCAGGGAAUGCUGGAUGAAUCAGAAUUACUGGAGCAGAUGCCAACCAAAAUGCAAUUAGCCAUUGCAAUUGAUGUGAACUUUGCCAUUGUCAACAAAGUUGACUUAUUCAAAGGUUGUGAUACUCAGAUGAUAUAUGACAUGCUGCUAAGGUUGAAAUCCAUUGUGUAUUUACCUGGUGACUUUGUCUGCAAAAAGGGAGAGAUUGGCAGAGAGAUGUACAUCAUCAAACAAGGUGAAGUUCAAGUCCUUGGAGGCCCUGAUGGUACAAAAGUCCUGGUUACACUAAGAGCAGGAGCUGUAUUUGGGGAGAUCAGCCUAUUAGCUGCAGGCGGAGGAAAUCGAAGGACUGCCAACGUGGUGGCUCACGGUUUUGCCAACCUUUUCAUUCUAGACAAGAAAACACUCAACGAAAUCUUGGUACACUAUCCUGACUCAGAAAAACUUCUGAUGAAGAAAGCAAAGGUGCUGCUGAAGGAGAAGGGGAAGCCUGCUCCUGGACCACCAGUGCAACAACCACGGGGCUUGGCUGGUCUUUUUGGGCAGAAACAGGAAACUCCAAAAUUGUUUAAAGCGAUGCUUGGAGGUAAAGGAAAAGCAGGUCUUGCCAAGCUGCUGCAGCUGAAGAGAGAACGAGACAUUCAGGAAAACGAAGCUGAAACAGAGAAACCUGAACAAGAGGAGAAGAAACCCGAACCAGAGGAGAAGAAACCCCCUGAGCCUGCAGCCUCAUCUGCACCCCCUGCACAAAAUGAAGAGCCGAAUGCAGACGCUAAGCCUAAACCACCUGCAGUUAUGCACAGAGGAACCACUAAUGAGUCUCUGAUCAUUAGUAUGUCUCCAUCACCUACAGCAGGGGAAGGAGAGAUCCUUAAAGUUGAAGCUAAAGAGAAGAAAAGGAAAUAGAUGGUGCUUUGGGCUGCGUUUUGCUGAAUUCAGAGGGCUAGUGUGACUUGGCUUUUGGGUACAAAAUAUAGAAGUAGAGGCUACUCAAGAAAGAACCUAUCCCAGCUCAUCUUCUUCCUUCCCUCCUCUCCUGAGGCAACUGGGCAGAUUUGUAUACCUACCUCUGAACCUUGAGCCUGAAGAGAGAACUCCUGGUGUAAUAGGAAUUAGAGAUCCGACUGGAUUUCAGGAUAGCAUAUUUCUUGGUUGAUCCAUGCUCUCCAUUCUCUCUUACUCCAUCUUGUUUCUGCUUCUCCUUUUCCCUCUUCUGUUUAUUCUUUCUUUCUUACUGUUUUUCAUGGUUGUCAGUUUGCUCUUAGUUUUCAUGUCUGUUCUUUUUUAUUUUCUUUUCUGGUUUCCCAUAGUUGUCCUUUUUCUUGUUACUGCACUACUGUUGCUGAGGUUACUUACGUUUCUGUCGAUCUUUCUCUCCCCUCCCCUUAUACUUCUAAUCAGUUACAUGCUUUUGUGAUGCUUUUGUGAUCAGUAUGGCUGAAUGCAGAAAGCUGUGAUGCUGUGUUCAGGUGUCAUUAAAAAAUUGUUUAAAAAAACAAAAGCAAAAUAAAAAAUAUUCACAACGGGGAAGCAGAUCACGUAAAUACUGCCAACUUGCAAAAGCAUUUGUUCCAGUUGUCUGUAUUGAUUCUGGUGAAUAAAAAUAGAGAAGAUAUUCUCCCGCAACACCCUGAGGAGUGACCUUAACUUUUGGUUGCUGAUUUACACAUUUCAUCUUCUCAAGGGAUUGGGCAUUAAUCUCUCUCUAAAAAGCGAGCAGUUGCUACAGGCUAACUUUAAAAGAACUUCCUAUCUAGUGGCCACUUCAGAAACAAAGUCUGUUUUACAAAAAGCAGGAUUUACACUUUCUGGCUCUGUGCUACACAACUCCAACUAACAGGUUGACUGCUCCAGUUGUUCACUUCCAUCACAGCCCUCAGCUGAUGGUACCAAGCAACCUUACAGGGGCUGAGCUUCAUCAUACCUAUGAACUAAAGUAAAUCCUUUAUCCAGUGUCACAGCUGAGAGGGCUACAGCUUUAAUAAUGAGCUGCCAAACAACCUUCUGCAUCAGCUCAACACAGAAUGGGAUGCAGUUCUAAAUAAAAGCCCGAAGUUGUGUUUUAAGCUUAAUUCUCAAGUACUUGCAUUUUUAAACUUCAGAGAUGGUUUUGAUGAUACACACAAACACCUUAAAAAAAAAAAAACACAACACUGCUGUGGUUAACCUCCUUCCCAAUAACCCUGAAAAUCCUUUUAUUCCUGAGUUUGUGUCUCUUCUCUGUCCCUAUCCACUCUCAGUCCCCACUGGAAGAACAGUACUGGGAACUAAAACCAUUCUCCAGAAAACAGCAAAGAAAUCCUAAGGGCAGGUUUCACAGUUCCUCGGCUGACCAGCCAGCCAAGAUAUAAGAAAAAUAUGGUGCCAAAAUGAAAAAAAUCCCUUUGCAGGCUAUAUAUGUUCCUGUGGGCUACGCGUUCUGUUAGGCCUGUCCUAUAAUGCCUUUGAACUUCUCCAAUCAUAGGCAAAGCUGGCAGCCCAACCAGAAUCAGUGGGAGCUUUGCCUGGGUAAAAGCUAGAUGACUUACUCCAUAUGCUGCAUAUUCCAAACAUUCUGUGACACAGCUGAUAGCCACAUCUCUCUCAAAAAGAAAGUUCUGUCAUAUUAACAGUGAGGUCAAAGGCUAACUGCCACAUGGGAAGAACCAUCUUUAUUUGUGUAUCACUUGCUAUUUGAUAUGUAAGAAAAAAGGUGCAUCUUACUUCUUUCUGCUGCAUGACAUCAUAAAGACCUAUUUGUCUACUGCACGUCCAGGAGCAUCUCUGUACAAUAUCAAAAUUAGAAAUACCGCUAAACUACCUCACAAGUAAGGCCUUCUGCGAGUAGUAAGGAUCUAUGAAUUCAUUAUAAUACAUGGUUCUUACAUCACUUUUUGAGGAACAGUUUUCAAAACAUUACGGAAGGGGGGAAAGCACAUAAGCCCCCAUAUUUUAACAUGAUGAUACUGAUGAGUAAAGUUCUCACUGCAGAAGAUCUAAUCCCCUUCUGCCUACACAAAUGCUGUAAUGUCUUCAAAAAAACAUUUCCACUGUUGACAUACUGAAGUUCAUCAAUCACAUACUGACAUAUAUUACAAAGUAAGGUCUGAAACUGCAGCAGCAUUACACUGCAGCAACACAGCAUCUCUCACGUUGCUGCUUUGCUACAGUUCUUCACAUCUUAGGAUUGCAAGGGAAGCUGGUCAGUUCUGUCUUCAAAAUUAUCCAGUCGUGCAAAGCCCUUGAGUUCCUCAGAUCCAAAAUGAAACAAAAAAGUGUUAGUGCAUAAGGUCAAGACUUCAUGAAGUGACAGCCAUCUGGGUCUUCUCUGACAUCUUUCUUCUCUGUUGUUGAAUCCCUUCCCAGAAUCCCUCCAUUUUGGGGAGUGGUGAGGGGCCAAAUCUCAACUAUUUGUAGGGUUUUCACCAGAAGGAACAACACGCAGCACAAGAAACCUCAAGACAUGCUCCUUGUGUAAAAUGCGUUACUUUCAGAAACUAAUUUUACCCCAUGGAUUCUUAAUUUGUGGAGAAAUUGAGUGAACUGCUCUAGAGGACCUACAUGAUGCAUCUUUCAGCAUCAAAGCUCACUCAGGUUCUGUAUGGCAUAGCAAACACACCAUGCAAUGCUAUGUCUCUAGUAUGUCUCAGUUUCCCAAUAAAGCAUCUCAGACUUCACUACAACUUAAGAAACCAUAAAGGGUAAAAGGAUAAUGAGUUUGAAAUCUAAAAUAAAUCUCCAUGCCUUUCUACUUAAAAUGCAGAUUCCCUGUAAAGAAACAAAACACACCCUGGAAAAACUGAUGACAAAUGUAUGGAAUAGCAUCAAUAGGGGAACUCUAACACAGCAAAGAGGAUGAAAGACUCACUGCUAAAACCAUCCAAUUUCAAAAUAUCUUGAUAAAAGACAGUAUGUUAUGCUUUAUGAAAUACACAGUGCACAUUCACAACCACUGAGUAAAAAGGCACGUUUCCCUCUAAUCUGAUACCAUCUGUUAUAUAUCUAAGCUGCUUAGCCUGUGGAAUAGUCAUCGUAGUAACUGCAAAAGCAGUGUUCAUUGUUUCAUGGAAAAGGCUGAAUACAAAAACAUGACAGAAAAGCAGCGUACUGAAAGUACAGUUUUAAUGCAUAGCAUUGUAAAUCAGUUACCUUCUGAACUGAAAUACAUACAGAAAGUACUUUAAAAAAAACUCUGGUCACGGGUUAUUUCUCUGCUGUACAUGUAUAUAUAUUAAGACAUUAAAUUGCAAAAAGCUCGAUUAUGAAGACUGCUAUACAUCAUUUCUAUCACAAGGUGGUGCAAGUGACCUACAAGCACAUUCACUUGACAAAACUUGGACAAUAUUUUGCUUGACACACUCAAGCUAGUAAGGCAUUUUUUGCAUGUAAAAAUAAAAAAAUGGCAAAACAACAAACUAACUCCCCUUCCCCUUGACUCACAAUUUGGUACAUACCUAGACUCAGAAUACUGCUUCAGCCUAACACGGAAUCUUCUAAGUUUUUCAACAUGCUGUUAGCUGUAUGCCUCUAAGAGAAGUUAUAUGUGGAAAAUGAUUCUUGCCACUGUUAGAUCUGAAAUGUUUUUCUUCUACAUAGUAUAGAGCACAUUGAGAAGUAGGUAUCAUUGAAAUGCUAUUUACUUCCCUAAGCUUGAGAAAUACAGGAGCAUUUUUGCAACAAGAGAAUGCAUUCUCUGCUCCAGAAAUUCAAAGUAUGUUAAGAAUAUCGAAAACCAAGUUUUAGAUAUUUUAUAUGCAGCAGAUAUUUAGUACAAUUAUGCUUAUUAACAUACUUGAAAGCAUUUAAAUGCACUUCCACCACAACAUGAGAAAGAAUUUGUAAUGUAACUCAGAGGCAACAUAUUUUUGGAAGAUAGUUCAGAGGAAUUUCAGUAGUAUCCUGAAUUCCUAUCAGUAGUAUGUGUCCAGUUAAAUGAAUACAGACAAAGCACUAAUACUGCAUCUAGUCAUCUGUCUACAUGGACCACUUGGCUGUGAAACAGUUUACUGGUGCAAAAUCAUAUUUUAUCAGUUUACAGCAGCGUGAUUUAGGUUUGGUAUAACCACCCACUUCCUUGAUUGUAGGAAUUUUAUGUUGCAGAUCUAGCAUGAUAAUUCAUUACAUAUUAUGUAUCAAGUAUUAAUACAUUUGCAUGUCACUGAAAAGAGAUGAUUCUGUAUUUCUAUACAAUCAAAAACAUGAAUUUGAUUUUAAAAUAUAGAGCGUGGCUUAAUAUGAAACAAAAUCUUUCUUAGUAUUCCACUCCUAUAACUAUUUAGGACCCGUUUCCACCAAGGAAAAGGCAGUGUAGAAUACUGUAUUAAUUCAUAACUGGUAAUUAGUCAACUACUACAAAACAUUUGGUAUGUUUUACAGGAUGUGUAAGACAAUCUCAAUACCCAUCCAUCAGUGUUAAUAUGAACUCAGAUUUUUGGCAGAAUUAUACGUGUGGAAAGAGAGCAGAGCAGCUCCAGCAGCUAGAACAAGCACAUCCACUAUGAUCUGGUGCCAUCUUGGGUGCACAAGAACGCUAGAUUUAGUGUUAGUCCAUUUUGUUGUAACAUGCUACAGCUAGGUCAAGUAAAAUCAGAUCAAGCAGAUGUCUAAGUCUAAACCACUUCAAAUGUGAAACUGCUAAGUUAAUGUUUAGGACAGGCAUUUUGAAAUGAUAAAUGGGACCUUUACAUCCACAUGCACUGAUAGGAUAGGAUCAGAACAGAUCCUCAUCAAGCACUAUGCAGCUGGGAGACAAGAAAGCUUUGUCUGUCCACUACACACAUACAGCGUGAUUUACACUUUAAAGUCUAUUGAAAAGAAAAAAUGGUGAAAACUCAAGCCAACAAAAUAUAACAAGUUGUCUGCCCUAGAAAAGCAGUAUGAUUAUAGGAUUUGAGCUUAGAGACUUUCUUAAUGUUUCCUCUUCCUUCCCAGUAGGAAGAUGGGUUUUCUGCAGGCACUUUUCACUAGUGAGCUCAUCAGAAAGAUUCAUGAUUCAAAACAUAACGAUAUAAAUAAGUAGCACUUUCAAAAACCAUCUCUGAUAAUGUGCAGUUAUUAAACAGAACUUUUUCAAUUAAAAAAUGAAUUCCCGCUUCACAAUAAGCCCUUGCUCUUUAAAGACAGUCAUAUAUAUGACUGUUUUACUUAAACUAAACACCUGAAGUUCCUGUUUUCCAGUACAGAUCACACUCAAAACAUAUCUUACAACCUCUAUGGCUGUAGCUUCAUAGGCCAACAGUAUUUUUCUGAGAUGUUAGAGGUUUCCCUCAUAUUCAUACAGCCUUGGAUGGCAGGCACUGACCAAAGGCACUGACGUAGUAAAUGUUAAGUAUGCAUACAAGGAAGACUUUCACAUUUUGUUCUAGCACUCAUGUAACUGUAUCACUACUGUGACAAAGUUUUCUUAUGGUGGCUUACAUAGACACAGAACCCUGAAGUAUUCCAGAUUUGUUGAAGCAUAUACAAACUUUGAUCUGCUUGGUGGGGA